GCGCCGUCCCCGAGCGGCCGCGAUUUUCACUCAACAACAAAGCACAGCAAAAAUAAAAAAAAAUAAAAUAUAAAAAAAAAAAUUGUUAUAAAAUUAGCGCUAUGUAAAAACGGAAAGUCAAAUCAACUUGGAGAACUGCGCCGGCACAGUUGUUGCCAAUUCUUGCUGCAGCAAUAUAUAGUCGAGGAAUACACAGCAUUGCUGACCAUGCCCACAACGCAGCCGCCGCCCAAUCGUCGCCAGCUGCUGCGCAGCAUUGAAAGCUUACGCGGACGCGUUUGUCAAAUAUUAAAUUGUGUUAUUAAUUUGCACAUUGAAUUUUUGGUGCUCGAAUCGAACGUGGCCGCAUUGCUGGAUGAGGUGAGAUGCCUGAACGAUGACUACGCUGAGGCGCAGCGCUUGGAUACGCUGAUCGCGGCGUUGCGGGACUACAAUGGACCCACCAUUUGCCACGAGUGGCCAUAUCCUUUGAUUUUUAAGGGCACAAUCGACGAGGCACACGUCGCACAAAUACUCAACACAACGGAACUGGUUCCGGAACCAGCACCAGCAGUAGCCAGUGCCAAGGAUGAGCUAUUGAAGCAGUCUGAAAUGGAAGCGAGCGAGAUGGCUGGCUUGGGCAGGCGUUCCAAAAUGUGGCGGUUCACUCGAACUAGAUCAGCGGCGCGAAAAGCAAAAGGAACUAGUAUAAGCUGAUGAACCGUUGAGAAAUACUAAUGCAAUUACUAAGUGCCAGCGAGACGAUAAUCAAAAGCAUGACAGUUCACUAGAACUAGAUCAGCUGCGCGAAUAGAAAUGGGAACUAGUCUUAGCUGAUUGAGAGGUUUGUUCCCUUAUAUUUAUAUAAGUCUGUUUAGCUUACUUUCUUUAUAUUCUAUGCCAAGGAAUACCAAAAAUAUAUGUUAAUGCUUAAGCGAUAAAUGUCAAGCUAAUGUGUUGGCGGUUUCUAUUGCUGUGCGUUUAAUUGACUGCGGUCAAUCGGCAAGCUUUGACCACGAGACAUUGAUGGCAGCUACUAUGUGGGGGGUGGAGGGCCUACCUCUGCCCACGUGGUGCGUAACCACAGGCGUCGCAUUCAAGAUUUUUGCGGCGCUGACGGAAGCAGACAUUGCUUUUGACAUGAGACUGUGGCUUAAAUUGAGAUACAGCCUGUUUACACAAAGAAAACAUAGCCACAGUCUCCGCCGCCUCAACACGAAGUGGAGAACCGCAACAGGUUGCCGCAUCUAAUUAAAAUAACCCCCUUUGUAAAAGGAGCCGUAGCUCUGAAUAGGCGAAAGUGAAAAGUAGAAAGCACCACAGCUC
This is a messenger RNA of Drosophila hydei, 1305 nucleotides long. RefSeq lists its product as uncharacterized. The transcript is spliced from 2 exons. The record is from RefSeq and is a predicted model, not a curated record. The coding region runs from base 208 to 696 and encodes 162 amino acids. NCBI's taxonomy places the organism in Eukaryota, Metazoa, Arthropoda, Insecta, Diptera, Drosophilidae.